This is a messenger RNA of Dicrocoelium dendriticum, 775 nucleotides long. The record is from the annotation of a GenBank genome assembly. NCBI's taxonomy places the organism in Eukaryota, Metazoa, Platyhelminthes, Trematoda, Plagiorchiida, Dicrocoeliidae.
GUAUGGGUGUAUAUACGUAUGUAAUUGCGUAUGAAUGUAGCUUGUGUCUUUGAAUGUGCCGCAGCAUUUUUGAUUGUUUGUUAUCGUCAGGAAUUUGAGCAUAAGCGAUUGAUGUCCUUGCGUUGGAUAGCACUUUCCGGAUAUCAGAAACUUGCGACCAGGAUGAUCGAAAGUCAACGAGGGAAGUCUUACGAAGAUCGGCUAAGUAGCUUGGGAUUAUUUUCCUUGGAACGGCGUAGGUUGAGAGGGGAUUUGAUAGAGACGUUAAAGAUCAUUAAGGGACUUAGUGGUAUUAGUUCCACACAUCUGUUUGAGUUGGCCAUGUCAGACCGUCUGCGCGGUCAUCGCCUGAAGCUCAAACAUCAUAGAGUUCGUUUGGACAUCAGAACAAAGUUUUUUACGAACCGUGUAGUUAACUUCUGGAAUAAACUUCCUUCUGAUUUAGUGGAGUCUGAGACCGUAGAAGCCUUCAAAAGGGGCUUAGACGAUUGUUGGUCCAUCAAUUUUCCAGAGAUAUUGCAGUUGUACUGGAAUAUGUAGUAUAUUUUGAUGCUGGCAUAUGAAAGUGCAAAGAUUGCUCUUGUUCUUGCUUCAUUCCAUUGCAGAGGCAAGAAGAAACAAUCCAACGUCGAAGUGCCGGGGGCCGCUUCACUUACCGGCACAAGAACUGGACGCUCGUUAGGCGGAAACCUCUAUCGUCCGUUUAACCUGACCUGACCUGACAUUCCUUAGGGUCUUUUGACACUUGGACUGUUGCAGCUGCAAGGGAACUGAG